AGCACCUCCUAACUGUUCCGGCCGCGCAUUUCAUUCACUUAAACCAUACUUAAUCUUCUCUGCAGGGAAUACAGGAUAUCACAGGGGAAUUAAACCACGAGUCAACUGGCUGUUACGAAAUGAAUUGAAAGAAGUUGGCGUAACGUCGGUUUCCUCUUCAAGUUGUGGUCACGACUCAUCAGCGCUAACCCUUCAUCCGAAUAACAGUGCUUACUGCUCAGACUCCCUGCCGUGAACAUGAGGAUCUAUUGUAUGAAAUCACGUCCGGACCACAUUGUAGACAUCACUAUUCGAGAGACCUAUCCACCACGUACCGUUCAGUUACAGAAAGUGGUGCAUGACCUCCACACACGCGAUAUUUGGACACGCAACAUCCUGCCACAUUUUCUCUCAAACCCAAAAGCCGAACGCGUAUGGGCCUCGAUUUUGGGUCCCUCUAUAACAGGAGGCCAUACGCCGUUAUCUGUAAUAGGUCUUUCACGUCACUCCCUGCUCAGCGGGAUGCAGGCAGGAGAUGACCUCUCCCAGUUGCCCUGGGUGGGUGUCAUUGCCUGCGAGCAUCCCCAAGCGCCUUGGCCGGACACUAACAGGGUCAACUGCUACCGUCGUCUGACAUCAAUUUGCCAGCGGAAAACACGAGACACGGGUGAAAAACUCAAUUUCCUGAUAUCUUCGCACGGGUCGAAGUUCAAAGCAUUCUGGGUGAACUAUGAAGGAGAGGAAGUCCGUCUGGAGCAGAUUGGAAAUCCAUACGUCCCGAAAGGAGUUAGGUAUGCCCCAAUGGACGUUGUGGAUGAUGAUAGAUUCCUCGGCUUUGUGAUGAGAAACUUGAAGGUGGUAUCUGCUAUCUACAACUUACCUGUGACGUUCCCAAGUUCUACCUUGACACAAGACACUACCGUACAAGCUCCCAUUAAAUAG
Molecule: messenger RNA, 921 nt
Organism: Suillus subalutaceus
Lineage: Eukaryota; Fungi; Basidiomycota; Agaricomycetes; Boletales; Suillaceae
Exons: 2
Coding region: 238-921 (227 amino acids)
Source: RefSeq, a predicted model, not a curated record